AUGGAUGAGAAAUAAAUAGAAGUUAUUCAUAAACAAUAUCAAACAAAUAUUUGGAUAUCGAAGGAGUAUUAAACAUCAAGGAAUAGUUAAGAGAAUGAAUUUUAGGAUGAAAAAUUUUUGAUUAAAUAAUCUUGCCUCCUGAAGAUGAGGAUCAGUGUGACUUAAAAAUUGCAAAUAUGGAUGAAUGGUAGCAUAAAAUAAAAUUCUAAGUUCCUUCAAUAUCAAAGACAGAGAUAUCUUUAUCAAAGUUUUAUUGAAUAAACUCAUACAGAGAAUGUCAACUACUUUCUGGCACAACACCAGAUAAAGCAUUUUUCAGUACUUAAAAUGAACGAUUGAUUUACAAAAUAUAUUUUCAAGAAUUAACUGACGAAUCUCUUCUAAUUGAAACCAAUUAGAAAAUUAUUGAGACCUAAUACAUCCAAAUAGUUCCAUUCUUAAAGGAUAAGGUUGACAUAACUGCUGUCACUCAAUUAGAUGAUUAUUCUAUGAUUUAUGAUUUUGUCAAUGAGAAUCUUAAGUUUACAAUAUAAAGAUGUGAAUUUCUUUAGACAGAGGCCACAAUCUUUUAAAUAAGCCAAUCUGCUUUGUUGGUGUGUUCCAUUUAUUAGAUUACACUUCAGAAGAUGAAGAAUUCAUUCAAUAUACACAAUUCAAGAAUAACAACACUAGCCUUGGCAGCAAUAAUUAAAUCAUUAUUAUAGGUGUAGAUAGAAAUUAGCAUAUCCCACUCACUACCUUAUCAUAUAUGAUAGAUAGUUUUUGCCAUCAUCAAUCUACUACUAUCACUUAAAUUACCUCUUUUUGGUAGUGGUUAGUUUUUAAUUUGUAAUUUAUUCAUAGAACUCUCAUAAGCAAUUAACUCUUCUUUCUAGAUGUAGCACAACCAGAAAAUCUUAGAUCAGACUCAACUCCUGAUAUUUACCAUUUGUGA
Messenger RNA from Paramecium octaurelia, 934 nucleotides. Lineage: Eukaryota; Ciliophora; Oligohymenophorea; Peniculida; Parameciidae. The record is from the annotation of a GenBank genome assembly.